CAAGGCUCGCGGCCUGCCACACUCGGAAGUUGAAUUAUUGAAAGUAGUUGACGUUUCCAGAACUUGAAGAUGGCGAGAGAUGCACAAAAAAGCCCAUCAUUUCAGCAGCAGAGAGUCAUAAUCCCGAACAAACAUGGCAAUAAACUAGUGGGCAUACUACAUGAAUCUGGAACCCAAGAGAUUGUUAUCCUAUGCCAUGGUCUUCGAGCUAACAAGGAAAACUUUAUCAUGACAAAUCUAGCUGCUGUUCUAGAGAAUGCAGGAAUUAGUUCUUUCCGCUUUGACUUUACUGGAAAUGGGGAAAGUGAAGGUUCAUUUGAGUUUGGUAGCUACUGGAGGGAAGCUGAGGAUAUACGUGCUGUAGCUCAACACUUUCAAGAAACAAACCGUACAGUUAUUGCAAUUGUUGGGCACAGUAAAGGAGCUAAUGCAGCGCUUCUUUAUGCAUCAAAAUAUCACGACAUUAAAACAAUUGUCAACCUAUCUGGCAGCCCUGAUUUGAGGAUAGGCCUUGAAUAUCGUUUUGGUAAAGAUUUUAUGGAAAGACUCAGGAAGGAAGGUUUCAUUGAGUUAAAGGCAGAGUCAGCAGGAGGUAUUGAUCAUCGUGUAACUGAAGAAAGUUUGAAGGAUCGGUUAAACAUAAUUAUGCUUGAAGAAUGCUUGCAUAUUGACAAAGAAUGCAGGGUCUUUACCGUUCAUGGUGGAACAGACACCAUAAUCCCGGUUGUAGCUGCAGUUGAGUUUGGUAAGGUUCUACCUAAUCACAAGUUACACAUCAUAGAAGGAGCUGAUCAUGUAUAUACUGAUCAUCAAGCUGAAUUAACGUCAUUUGUGGUGCAUGUUAUAAAGGAAACCUUGCAAAUGGACCUUCUUAAUGCCAGUUAGGUCCCUCAUGGACAUGCUUCAUGAUGCACUACUGUAUUUUGCAGCGUGGCACAUUUGAGGACUCUGCUCAAGGAGAUUUUUAGUUUUGUUCUUGGAAGACCUAUGAAAAAUAUUUUUUACUUUUAAUUUUUCUUAGUAUUCUUAAUAAUAAUAAUAAAUUUUAUGGGUAGAAAACAUGAUUAAUAAAAAAA
Molecule: messenger RNA, 1076 nt
Organism: Vigna radiata var. radiata (mung bean)
Lineage: Eukaryota; Viridiplantae; Streptophyta; Magnoliopsida; Fabales; Fabaceae
Exons: 8
Coding region: 70-885 (271 amino acids)
Source: RefSeq, a predicted model, not a curated record